AUGGCUCUACACAAAGCACAGGCGCAGUUUGCGCGAGCCCAAUGGCGACUCAAGCUUCUUGCCCCGAUUUGGGUUUCGCAGCUUCUCCUGACCAUGGCCAUGAUGGGUCUCUUUGCAUGGCGAUUCGGCAACACGAUGCGACAUCACGACGACAAAGUCAAGGCUGGGAAAACCCCCAUGAUAGAAUACGCGUGGGAGGCUACGAAUAUCGCCAUGUCUCUGGUCGCCUCGAUAUGCACAUUUGUGGACAUGGCCCGAUACUAUACCGAGUCGCUGACACCAUGGACGAUGCUGUUUACGCACGUCAUCAAGGCGACCUGCGCGUUCGCCAUUCUCGCUCUCGAUAUCGCCGUGUACAUUACGCUCAGCGAGGAAAAGUACUCCCUCAUUGGGAUCGCUCUGGACGGCCUCCUCAUUCUUUUGACGGGUGCCAUGACCACAUAUGCCAUGCUCGCCUACCGCCGUCUUUCUGCGUACGACGACUAUGCACACCCAGCCAAUGUUAAAGGCUAUGGCUUCAGCGACUACUCGACCACCAGCAACACGACAUACCUCUCUGCAAACAGCCGCCAUUCUGUAAAGACGGGAAGACUGAGCAUUGGCUCCAUAAACGAGCCCAUCAACAUGGACUUUCUGGAUACCACACCAUACCACCACCAGCGAGAUACCCAAUUCGACGAUUACAUGGCCAAGCGCAACUCGUUCAACGCGACCCGCGAAACGAUACCCGGCACCGGGGACGUCGGGCGCGGUCCCCAGGCAUAUUCACCGCCCGGGGGCUCACCCAAAGGCCUGUCGCCACAGAGCCGCUCGCCACCGUUCGCCACGGGCCAGGUCAAAGCCCUGCAGCGCGGACCGACGAUACCGCGAGCGACGAGCUGGGCGAGCGACCACGUUCUCGUCGCUGUGCCGGAGGAGGACGCUGAAAUGGACCACACAAACACGGACGGCGUGUCGCUGCUCAGCCCAGACAGCAGCGAGAUGCCCGGCUUUGACGGCCCGCGGGUGGCGCAGGAGACGGAUAUACCCGAGCCCAAGUGGAAAUGA
Molecule: messenger RNA, 1047 nt
Organism: Akanthomyces muscarius
Lineage: Eukaryota; Fungi; Ascomycota; Sordariomycetes; Hypocreales; Cordycipitaceae
Exons: 3
Coding region: 1-1047 (348 amino acids)
Source: RefSeq, a predicted model, not a curated record